AUGUUGGCACUGUGCGGCCGAGACUUCCCGCUAUCGUCACGAGUUGACGUCUGGUGUGACAGGGACUUCAUGAUAGUCUUGGCCAAAACUGAGGGGCUACGAGCGCUUACUGGUGAAUCGGAUCUCUUUACCAUAGACGAAGCUGACCUUUCUGAUCGGGAAUCCCAGUCCCUGUUGAGGGUUUGGCGUGAUGAAUGUCAGAGUUUCCUGCAGGAAGCGGCCGGCGAUGUGGGGAUAGAAGAAACCAACCUCGUUGUUAGAACUGCCCAUGGUAUAGUUGGAGAGCUCGAGGAUGCCUACAUUUGA
Messenger RNA from Perkinsus marinus ATCC 50983, 306 nucleotides. RefSeq lists its product as hypothetical. NCBI's taxonomy places the organism in Eukaryota, Perkinsozoa, Perkinsida, Perkinsidae. The record is from RefSeq and is a predicted model, not a curated record. The transcript is spliced from 3 exons. Bases 1 to 306 code for a protein of 101 amino acids.